GAAAUCAAGAAAAUUCCACUAAAAAACUUGCACACAUUCCUAAGCAACACAAGAAAUUCCACAAAAGCCAUAUUUUCCCGAACCUUCCAGUACAAGCCUUGCACACGAUCAUCUAAACAGCUCAAAAUACAGAAAUAAUAUAUUUAGCUAACCACAGAACAUCCAUUUUACUCCCCUAUUAGCAAAAACAUAAGAAACCUCAAAAUUACUCAAUAUUCCUAGAAAAAUCGUCAUAAACCCAGAACAUUCCAGUACAAAAGUUGCGCACAUUUCCACCAGAACUACCUUUGUUAUCAGCGUUCGAUGCGCACUGCGCUGCGCACGGUACUGUUGCACACGGUUUACAAUUCGAAUAUAUACGGUGCGCGCGCGCUGUGGUUAUCAGUACGACUCAAUUGCGCGCUGUGGGAAGUGAUAAAAUUGAUAAGACAAUUUUCGAGUCAACAUGCCCUGCUGCCAAGUACCGAACAAACUCCAGUGCAACAUGGCAUGCAACAACACCAACUGUUUCUGUAUCCAAGAUGGCGGAGCAUCCUGCAUCUGCCUUCAAGAGAAGAUCGUAUAUCUGUGCAAGACCUGUCAAUGUGACAAUUGUACCUGCUUUGCCACUGGAGAAUGCACUUGUAUUUGUGUUCGACGUGACGAAACAGGAAAGAUCAUGAAAUGUGACGGUUGCAAGGGAAAUUGCGAGAAGAUUGACAGAGAAUGCAGGUGUAAAUGUGAUGAUUCCAAGUGUAUUUGCAUUACUACUGAAGGAGCUAAUUGCAUUUGCGUAUGCCUUGACGAAGGUGGAAAACUAAAGAAAUGUGAUAAUUGCAAGUGUAGCUCUUGCAAAUGCAAGUGUGAUAAUUCUAAAUGCACUUGCAUUGCAACUGGUGGAGCCGCAUGCAUUUGCGUAUGCCGUGAUGAAAGUGGAAAAAUUAAGAAAUGCGAAGACUGCAAAUGUGUUAACGAAACUUGUUGCAAAACUGGCAAUACUUGCGAGAAAACAUGUGACAAAGACGGCUGUGUCUGCAUCCCGACUGAUGGUAAAACUUGCGUUUGCAUCCGUCAAGACGAGGGACAACUUGUGAAAUGCAAUGACUGCAACUGCGCUGCUGGCAGCUGCAAUCCUCAACCAUGCCAAGCUUGUCAGAGGAAAAGUGACAAUAAAGGAUGCGUCUGCGUUCCUACUGAAGAAAACCCAUGCCGUUGUGUCUCUAAAGAAGUUAAAGGGAACCUUGUGAAAUGUGACGAUUGCAAGUGUGAUGAUUCCAAGUGCAUUUGCAUUGUUACUAAAGGAGCUACUUGCAUUUGUGUUUGUCGUGAUGAGAAUGGGAAAAUCAAGAUAUGCAAUGACUGCAACUGCGUUACCGAAACAUGUUGCAAAACUGGAAAGAAGUGUGACAAGGACGGUUGUAACUGCAUCUCAACUGAGGGAAAAUCCUGCGUUUGCAUCUGUCAAGAUGACGAAGGAAAUCUAGUGAAGUGCAAUGACUGCAAGUGUAAGUCUUGCAACUGUGAAUGUGACAAUUCUAAAUGCACAUGCAUUGUCACUGAAGGAGCCGCUUGCAUUUGCGUAUGCCGUGACGAAAACGGAAAAAUCAAGAAAUGCGAUGACUGCAACUGCAUUAAUGAAAGUUGCUGCAAAUCUGGUAACACUUGUGAGAAGAUAUGUGACAAGGACGUAUGUAUCUGCAUCUCUACCGAGGGGAAACCCUGCGUUUGCAUCUGUCAAGAUGACAAAGGAACUCUCGUAAAAUGCAAUGACUGCAAGUGUAACUCCUGUAACUGCAAAUGCGAUGAUUCUAAAUGCACUUGCAUUGCUACUGAUGGAGCUGCUUGCAUUUGUGUUUGCCGUGACGAAAAUGGAAAAAUCAAGAGAUGCGAUGACUGCAACUGCGUUACCAAAACUGAUAACACUUGUGAGAAGGUAUGUGACAAGGACGGGUGUAUUUGCAUCUCAACUGAGGGAAAACCUUGCGUUUGCAUCCGUCACGACAAGGGGCAACUUGUGAAAUGCAAUGACUGCAAGUGCAACUCUUGCAACUGCGACGAUUCUAAAUGCACUUGCAUAGCUACUAAAGGAGCAUCUUGCAUUUGUGUAUGCCUUGAUGAAAAUGGAAAAAUCGAGAAAUGUAUUGACUGCAACUGCGUUACCGAAACAUGUUGCAAAUCUGGUAAAACUUGUGAGAAGAUAUGUGACAAGGACGGAUGUAUCUGCAUCUCAACGGAGGGGAAACCUUGCGUUUGCAUCCGCCAGGUCAAAGGACAACUUGUAAAAUGUGACGACUGCAAGUGUAAUUCUUGCAACUGCAAAUGCGACGAUUCUAAAUGCACUUGCAUUACUACUGAUGGAGCUGCUUGCAUUUGUGUUUGCCGUGACGAAAAUGGAAAAAUCAAGAAAUGUGAUGAUUGCAACUGCGUUACCGAAACAUGUUGCAAAACUGGAAAGAAGUGUGACAAGGACGGCUGUAUCUGCAUCUUAACUGAAGGAAAGUCCUGCGUUUGCAUCCGCCAGGACAAAGGGAAUAUUGUGAAAUGCAAAGACUGCAAGUGUAGCUCUUGCAACUGCGAAUGCGACAAUUCUAAAUGCACUUGCAUUGCUACUGGAGGGGCCGAUUGCGUCUGUGUAUGCCGUGACGAAGUAGGAAACAUUAAAAGGUGUGACGAUUGUCUUUGUGUCGAAAAUGUCAAGUCAGACAUUUAGAUAAAUUAAAUAAGGAUACCUAAUUUUAAAUACCUAUACCACGCAUAUACACUUAAAUAAAUAAAUACAUUAGUCGCGAUGAUAUAGUUACGUUAAGCCUAAUAUUUCGAUCGUCAAUUGUUUUAUGUUUAUAAAUGAACAAAAAACAAUUGACGAUCUUCUUUUGUUAACAAAAAUAAUUAAUAAAACAUGAUGUAUUUUUAGAUCGAAAAGUCGCCUGUAAUGUAUUACUUUUCCGAUAUUUUUUCAUAUAUUAUUCAUGGCGGUGUUUGAAUAAAUUUCAUUUAUUGCGUUUCAUUUAUAAAUAAGUUGCAAUAAAAAUAUUCCAUAAUAAAAAUGAAUUAUUCCUCA
Cydia pomonella (codling moth) is the source of this 3040-nucleotide messenger RNA. Its product is annotated as balbiani ring protein 3-like. Lineage: Eukaryota; Metazoa; Arthropoda; Insecta; Lepidoptera; Tortricidae. The record is from RefSeq and is a predicted model, not a curated record. The transcript has 2 exons. Bases 446 to 2689 code for a protein of 747 amino acids.